Pseudozyma hubeiensis SY62 is the source of this 1422-nucleotide messenger RNA. RefSeq names its product f-actin capping protein beta subunit. The record is from RefSeq and is a predicted model, not a curated record. The coding region runs from base 1 to 1422 and encodes 473 amino acids. Gene Ontology annotation, molecular function: actin filament binding. The transcript has 4 exons. Lineage: Eukaryota; Fungi; Basidiomycota; Ustilaginomycetes; Ustilaginales; Ustilaginaceae. Gene Ontology annotation, cellular component: F-actin capping protein complex. Gene Ontology annotation, biological process: barbed-end actin filament capping; cell morphogenesis.
AUGCACUCACAUGUUGCCAAACUUGCGCAGACCGAAGAGGUCGGCACCGUGAGCCGAGUCAUUGAAGGCGAACGAGCUGUUGGCGUAGAUAGGGACAGCAAGGGCGUUGGUGGCAGGGUCCACCUCCUGGCCAGCGUGCAGCUGGAGCGUAUCGAAGUUCGAAGCAAAGUUGGCAGACAUUGUGGGACCGACAAGAAGCUGGAGCAGAUCUUCUCGAAAUUGGUCUGUGCUGAUAUGCUGCAUGGCCUGUCAGGGUCUGCGCGAAGCGGGGCCAUUCAAAGAGGAAAGGAUGCAGCAGACACCAUCACGUCCACGAAUGGCGUGCUUUUGCUUUGCCGGAAGCUGACAGAUUUUCUCUCUGCCUUCAGGUCGCUCGUCUCUGCAGAAACAUUCCUCUAUCCGACACCUGGGAUCUGCUGGCCUUUGCGGCGUCGUGGUAAUUGCACAUCAGACAUGACGGAUCCUCUGGAUCUCUCGCUCGAUUUGCUGCGUCGUUUGCCGCCCUCCAAGGUGGAGCAGAACCUCGACUCGAUCGUCAAGCUUAUCCCCUCAUAUGCAGACGAUCUCUACUCGUCGGUCGACCAGCCGCUCAAAGUCAAGCUUGACCAGUCAAAGCAAGGCUCUGGGCGAGAAUACUUGUGCUGCGACUACAACAAGGAUGGCGACAGCUGGCGAUCGUGGAUCUCAGACACUUACCACCCACCUAUCACACCGAGCGCUGACGACACUGCCGAUGGAGAGCCAGGGACAAGACCCAGCGCACCGCUGAGAUCGCUGGAGCUCAAGGCAAAUGACGCGUUCGAGACGUACGCGCGGCUCUACUACGACAACGCCCUCUCCAGUGUCUACCUCUGGGACCUGGACAGCGAUCCAAGCUCGCUUUCUGGCGCUACGGUUGCAGGCACCCAGGCGCCAUCCACGUUCGCCGGCGUAGUUCUGCUGAAGAAGACCAUCGGUCAGGACGGCAGCAACGGCAUUUCUGGCGCCUGGGACUCAAUCCAUGUAUUCGAGGCAACAGAACGCGCCGGCGGCGGGUCCAAGUCUGCCUCUACCGGCACGGGCGUCAGCGCAAGCUACAAGCUCACCUCCACUGUCAUGCUUGGCCUCGUCCGCCGCGACGAAGGCGCCGAAGAUACAUCGGACCUCAAACCAUCUUCCACGAAAGUGGGGACCGUCGAGAUCGCCGGCAGUCUUACGCGCCAAUCGGAAGCGGACUAUGCGCUUCCAGACUUUGUGUCGCAUGUCUCCAACGUCGGCCGCAUGAUCGAGGACAUGGAGGCAAAGAUGCGCAACCAGCUUCAGGAGGUAUACUUUGGCAAAACACGAGAUGUGGUCAGUCACCUGCGAAGCACGCAAAGCUUGGAGAAGGAGCGCAGGGCGAAAGACCUGCAGAAGGAGCUUAUGGGUCUGUGGAAGAAGUAG